Messenger RNA from Lates calcarifer (barramundi perch), 2234 nucleotides. It is a transcript of the gene bicdl2l, whose product is annotated as bicaudal-D-related protein 2-like. Gene Ontology annotation, biological process: Golgi to secretory granule transport; vesicle transport along microtubule. The transcript has 6 exons. NCBI's taxonomy places the organism in Eukaryota, Metazoa, Chordata, Actinopteri, Centropomidae. The coding region runs from base 233 to 1591 and encodes 452 amino acids. The record is from RefSeq and is a predicted model, not a curated record.
AAAGCCAGACAGACCACAUGAAGCCACAGCCUCCAGUGACAUCACAUCAUGUCAUGUUGUGCCCCUGUCAGGACGCACACAGUUCAGGACAAACGAGUUUGGAGACAUUCUGUGUGUCAUCCUCCCUCCUUCUUGUCUGCCUUUUGCUCCUCCUUGUUGAUGUAUAUGCUGACAGUGUCUGCAGAUGGUUUGAUUGAUUCUCUUUCUGCCUGUGACUUCUACCAAGCGGAUCAUGGAUUACUCUCAGCCUUUCUCAGUCCUCAACGAGAGACUGAGACCUCGAUUCACCAGCAGUGAGCAGCUCUACUCCUCUCUGAACAGACUGGAGGGCAGACAGUUGGGCUCGCUCCGGAGCAGAUCCCCAUCUUACCGACCAACGAUUCUGCCAGCAGAACCAGAACCAAAAGUUUCUGUGACCAUAACAGAACAAGAUGGUCCAGAGGAACCUGAAGAGGAUGCAGAGCAGGAUUUGGUCUCUGAUGGCCUAGGAGAAGGAGAUCUGCUGCCCAUUAACAGCUCAUGCUUCAUCACUGAGUUGAAUUUAAAAGAUGUGUGUGAGGAAGAGCUGGCUGAGGAGGACAGCAGCUCCUCACAGUCUGAGGAGAAAGACACACCAGGUGAGCUGGCCACAGUGUCAGCGUCCAUGGCUGGUGAAGGUGGGAGCUCCUUGCAGGGCAGCUACGUAGAUGGGACUUUACCAGACCUGAUCAAGAGUGGCAGGCCACUCGGCAGACGCAGGACACUGGGACACGUCUCAGAAACGCUAAAUGAGGUGCGCAGAGAAGUGGAGCUGUCUCGGAGGCGAAGUAUCAAGCUUAAGGCCCAGGUGGACAAACUACAGGAGAGCAGAGAUGGACCAGGCUGGAGCCAACACAGAGAGAGGGUCACAGAGGAGAUCUUGUCCAUUCUGCGACUGCUGCACCCACUAACAGAGCCAGAGUCCAGCCCACCUAAACCUGAUAGUGGGAAAAACCGCCUGGAUGCUGCCCUGGACGAGCUGCAGAACGUGGCCCGGAAACUGGCAAUCAGCCACACCAAACAGGAGUCCAAAUCUGGACAGGGAAAAGGAGCAGAAGACAGUGCUGUUCUGCAGCAGGCUCUGCGGGACAGAGAUGAGGCCAUGGAGAAGAAGAAGGCGAUGGAGGCCGAGCUGCUGCGGAGUAAGACAGAGAUGAUGAUGCUGAACAACCAGCUGCUGGAGGCCGUGCAGAAACGUCUGGAGCUGUCGCUGGAGCUCGAGGCCUGGAAGGAGGACCUUCAGGUGAUGGUCCAGCAGCAGGUGCGGAAUCAGCAGCAGGCAGAGCAGACCCAGAAGAAGUCGUCCCGCCUGGGCAUCCUGAGGAGAAACAACCGUCCGCCCAUCCAGCGGCCACCCAGUUUCCCCGUGGCUGCGCCCACCCCUCCCACAACCAACUCUAAUCAAAUCUUUGUAUCCAGAGCUGCUGCUCCAACUCCCAGUUCGCCUUCCCAACGCACCUGGAGGGACAAGCUGAGGAGGGGCAAGAGCAGUCGUUACGGAGAGGAUGCACCGGGGCAGGAGUCAGAGUGGGGCCGGGAAGACGACGGCUUCCAGGUCGUAUCACUCGAUUGAAACAGCGAUGACUCAGCACUCAGCGCUUUCAUUGUGAUGCACAACUCUCUGUUUAAUCCCACUCCAGUCAGAAAUAUGUUUUGCUUAGUGGCUGUCCUUUCAUUGAGCUUCACUGUGCAAAAUGAUGCAUAUGCAGUUUGAUACUAGAGGACUGUUUUCACAUUCAUCUGCUGAAGGGGGAAAGUUUCCCUGUGCUCACUUUAAAUCUGAGUUUAAGACGCUCACGUACGAGCAGGAUUUUGUGACAAUAACUAGUUUGGAGUUUGGAUAUUUAAAGGCUCCAGUGCAAAACACACACACUAACAGAGAAUGGAUUUCCAGUGAAGUAGGAGACAUCUCGUGUUCAGUGGUACUUUUGAAAUAUUUGCAUAUUCAUAGAUUCUUUUGAUUUUUCACUGAGGUAGGAGCAUAUAAUUUUUAACGAGGUAACUGAACUUCAGUCACAAAUUAUUACAACAAGCAGAGUCUGGAGGGACUCUUUAAUGUAUUCCUGGGAAUACAGGCUUUAAUUUAUGUAAAUAAUUGUAACUGAUUAUGAAUGAGCCAUAUAUUUGUUUAAUACUGUCAACACUUGAAUGCGUUACACUUAAUCUCUACUUUUUCCUGUCGUGUUGUAAAUAAAUGAAAUUAUUAUGCAAAACUC